Molecule: messenger RNA, 978 nt
Organism: Cloeon dipterum
Lineage: Eukaryota; Metazoa; Arthropoda; Insecta; Ephemeroptera; Baetidae
Product: procathepsin L-like
Exons: 5
Coding region: 1-978 (325 amino acids)
Biological process (GO): positive regulation of peptidase activity; immune response; positive regulation of apoptotic signaling pathway
Cellular component (GO): lysosome
Molecular function (GO): cysteine-type endopeptidase activity; cysteine-type endopeptidase activator activity involved in apoptotic process
Source: RefSeq, a predicted model, not a curated record
AUGAAACUGUUGCUGCUCGUUACCGUCGCGUCCCUAUGCGCUCUCGGCUCUUUUGCCAAAGCCAAUGAAUGCAGAGCUCAACGAUUUGUCCAUUUCAUCAGGAAAUACAACAAAGAGUAUUCUUCGCCCGCGGAAUUCUUCUCUCGGAUGAAAGUGUACAUGAGGCAUUGCCGCGAAAUUUAUGAGCACAACGAACGCUAUAAAAAGGACCUGGAAACCUUCGAAAAAGGAAUCAACCAGUUCGCAGACUCCUACAAGGACGAGCGAUAUUUUACCGGGGAAUUGCCGACCGAUGAUCCAGAGGAAUUUGAAACUUUGCCGUCUGAUUUCUUUCGGUUUGUAAAUGUGCCCAAGGAAAUCGACUGGAGGAGCAAAGGCGUCGUCACACCCGUCAAAAAUCAAGGUCAAUGUGCAUCAUGUUGGGCAUUUGGAACGACGAGAAACAACCUGACCGACCUGAGCGAGCAGAGCCUGCUCGACUGCGAUACUCAUUCCUUUGGCUGCCGCGGUGGAUUUACAUCGAAGACCUUUAAAUUCGUGAUGAAACACGGAAUAGCACGCGAGGUCGACUACCCUUAUACGCACGUCCAAGGCGAGUGCCAGUGCAAAGAGAAGGGUUGCUCCGAUCACCCCGAGAUCGAAACAAUUUUCCAGUAUUGGUUGCGGAGUGAGGAGGAGCUGAUGAAGGUCGUUGGUUGGUUCGGACCCGUCGCCGUUGUUUUUGACGGCUCAAUGGCGUCUUUCCAGCAAUACAAAAAGGGCGUUUACUCGGCGUCAGAUUGCAAAGCAAAUAGUAAAAAUCACAGCAUGGCGAUUGUGGGCUACGGAACGGAAAAUGGUCAAGAUUAUUGGCUAGUCAAAAACUCGUGGGGCAAUUGGUGGGGUGAAGAUGGUUACAUUAAAAUAGCACGCAACAAGAACAAUUUCUGCGGCAUUAUUAACAAAAUUUUUCGGCCUAUUUACAAAGUCAAGCACUGA